AUGCGUUUCAACGCCGCCCUUCUCUUUGCAGCGUGGCUCACCCGCGAUGUUGUACAUGCAACACCUGUCCGCGGAGGUGGGAGCCAGGCCGAUCUGCAGGCGCCAUUGGAGGACCUGAAAGAUUCACACCCUCAACCCGAAACCUCGCAACGACGACUGCAGGGCAGAUUCUUGCACAUCACUGAUCUCCAUCCAGAUCCCUUCUACAAGGUUUAUUCGUCGACCGAAGAGAACGACGCCUGCCAUCGUGGAAAGGGCACUGCGGGCACGUACGGCGCUGAAACCACCGACUGCGAUACCCCCUUCUCGCUGGUGAACGCGACCUUCAAAUGGAUCGCGGAGAAUAUCAAGGAUGAUAUCGAUUUCGUGGUAUGGACGGGCGACUCGGCGCGGCACGACAACGAUGAGAAGAUUCCUCGAAAGGAAGCCGAAGUGCUGAGCACCAACAGAUGGAUCGUGGAGAAGUUCCGAGAUGUCUGGGGCGAGGGCGGCGACGCCUUUUCAAUCCCUAUUGUGCCCACGUUUGGCAACAAUGAUAUCCUGCCGCACAAUAUCCUCUCUUCGGGACCCAACAAGUGGCUCAAGGAAUUCAGCCGUAUCUGGAGCAGCUUCAUACCGGAGGAGCAGACGCAUGGCUUCGAGCGAGGUGGCUGGUUUUACGUCGAAGUAAUCCCUAACAAAUUGGCGGUCUUCAGUCUCAACACUCUCUACUUCUUCGAUCGUAACGCUGCGGUUGACGGCUGUGCUUUACGGUCUGAGCCUGGCUACGAACAUAUGGAAUGGCUUCGAAUCCAGUUGGGAUUCAUGCGGGAACGCGGCAUGAAGGCAAUCCUCAUGGGCCACGUCCCUCCUGCUCGAACUGGAAGCAAGCAGCUCUGGGACGAGACUUGUUGGCAGAAAUACACUCUGUGGCUUCGACAAUAUCGCGAUGUUGUCAUAGGCGGCCUCUACGGCCACAUGAACAUUGACCAUUUCAUGUUCCAAGAUACAGAUGAGAUUGAUCUUGUCCUUCUUGGAGACAAUCCGUCUGCUCUUCAAGCUGUACGGUCCAGCAUGGACGACGAGUUCACGAUCGAGUCUGCCAAUGACUACCUGGAAGAGUUACGUGAUAAUUGGUCUGACCUUCCAAAUCCAGCUGCUGCCAUAAAGGAUGAAGAUUCUUCGAAAAAGAAGAAGGGGAAGAAGAGCAAGAAGGAAAGGGCUCUUAAAAAGAUCGGCGGCCCAUGGGGGGAACGGUUCCACACCACCUUCGUUUCUCCCAGCGUGGUGCCGAAUUACUUCCCAACUCUCCGGAUAAUAGAGUACAACAUUACCGGACUUGAAAAUGAAAAAGUCUGGACAGAUGUCCGCCCAAAAUCAGGGACUAGUCAGCAGAUUGAUCGGCCUGUCGAGGAGGCCGAGAUGUACGUUGAAGAUUAUGAGGAUGAUGUUGACGAUACCGAGACAAGUCCUGGGGUAGAUGAUGAGUCUGUUGGCAAGAAGAAGAAAAAGAAAAAAGGCAAGAAGCACAAGAAGAAACCGUCGAACCCUGAUCUUGUUAUUCCGCCCCCGCCCUCGAAGAAGUCCCCUCCGGGCCCCGCUUAUUCCCCUCAAACAUUGACCAUGCUUGGCUACAAACAAUACGUUGCAAACUUAACAUUCAUCAACAACGACUUCACCAAAACCGAAGUCCCUGAAGAUGAUGUUGACGCAGAUAAAUGGCGAAAAGGCAAGCACCAUGGCGAGGAUCCGAAGAAGAUUGCAAAACCGAACCCUUUCGAGUACAAGAUUGAAUAUGACACAUCCACCGACCCGACCUACAAGCUGAAAGAUAUGACUGUGCGGAGUUACAUCGAACUCGCUCACAGGAUCGGCCAGUAUAAGCCCGUGAAAGGAGACCAAGUUGACGAGCUUCGCGUCGAGGAAUUUGAUGAGGAAGUCGAAGAUGAUUCUGAUGCCGACGACGAUGACGAUGACGAUUAUGAAGAUAAUGAUAUGAACGGGGGAAAGAAGAAGAAGAAGAAGAAGAAGAAGCACAGGAAGCGCCGUCGCAAGCAGCUCAAGAAGAACAAAGUCUGGCUGCAAUUCAUCAAGCGUGCCUUCGUAGGCACAGUGGAAGAAGACGGCUUGCGAGCAAUCGCAGAAGCUCCCGAGACCCCAGUGCUGCCGGCCAGUGAGGGGAUACCAACAGAUGCGCAUGAUGGCGAACUAUGA
Molecule: messenger RNA, 2193 nt
Organism: Amorphotheca resinae ATCC 22711
Lineage: Eukaryota; Fungi; Ascomycota; Leotiomycetes; Helotiales; Amorphothecaceae
Exons: 2
Coding region: 1-2193 (730 amino acids)
Biological process (GO): polyphosphate catabolic process
Cellular component (GO): fungal-type vacuole; membrane
Molecular function (GO): exopolyphosphatase activity; endopolyphosphatase activity
Source: RefSeq, a predicted model, not a curated record